AUGGUGUUCCAAACGUUUGUCCUCCUUUCCACAGUUCUCGACCUUCUGUACAUUUGCAGAGCUCUCAUGGAGCUUGCAUGGUGGGUUUGGGACUCGUUUCUAAGGCCAAUGAGAAAUCUGAAGGAGUAUGGCCCGUGGGCCAUUGUGACGGGUCCUACUGAUGGAAUAGGGAAGGAAAGCAAUCGCUUGGCUCGCUACCACGGCCUCAACUUGGUUCUUGUGGGUCGCAACCCCUCAAAGCUAAGCUUGGUUUCCACUGAGAUACUAAAGAUGAACAGAUCCAUAGAAGUAAGGAGAAUCGAGGUCGAUCUAGAAGGCGACAUCAACGAGGGAAUGGAGAAGAUCAGGGAAGGGAUCGAGGGCUUGGAUAUUGGUAUUUGGAUUAACAACGCAGGCACUGGUUAUCCAUAUGCAACGUUCCUGCAUGAGGCGGAUGAAGAGUUGGUAGCGAGAAUAUCAGAGUGA
Molecule: messenger RNA, 465 nt
Organism: Nymphaea colorata (pocket water lily)
Lineage: Eukaryota; Viridiplantae; Streptophyta; Magnoliopsida; Nymphaeales; Nymphaeaceae
Product: very-long-chain 3-oxoacyl-CoA reductase 1-like
Exons: 1
Coding region: 1-465 (154 amino acids)
Cellular component (GO): endoplasmic reticulum
Molecular function (GO): ketoreductase activity
Source: RefSeq, a predicted model, not a curated record